Messenger RNA from Entrophospora sp. SA101, 408 nucleotides. NCBI's taxonomy places the organism in Eukaryota, Fungi, Glomeromycota, Glomeromycetes, Entrophosporales, Entrophosporaceae. The record is from the annotation of a GenBank genome assembly.
AUGACCCAGCAAGAAGUCCCAACUUUCAAACUUGUCCUCGUUGGUGACGGCGGUACUGGCAAAACUACCUUCGUUAAACGUCAUCUAACAGGAGAAUUUGAAAAAAAGUAUAUGGCAACCCUUGGUGUUGAAGUUCAUCCACUAAGUUUCCAUACAAAUUUCGGCCCAAUAUGCUUUAAUACAUGGGACACUGCAGGACAAGAAAAAUUUGGUGGUCUUAGAGAUGGAUAUUAUAUUCAGGGUCAAUGUGCUGUAAUUAUGUUUGAUGUGACCUCACGUAUUACAUACAAAAAUGUUCCAAACUGGCAUAGAGAUUUGAUUCGAGUGUGUGAAAAUAUUCCCAUUGUUCUUUGUGGUAAUAAAGUGGAUGAAAACUGUUAUUUUGUUCAAUUAAUUGAACAAAGAUAA